Molecule: messenger RNA, 669 nt
Organism: Caenorhabditis elegans
Lineage: Eukaryota; Metazoa; Nematoda; Chromadorea; Rhabditida; Rhabditidae
Gene: F43D2.3
Product: Reverse transcriptase domain-containing protein
Exons: 4
Coding region: 4-639 (211 amino acids)
Source: RefSeq, marked reviewed
GAAAUGAAUAAGCUUGAAGCCAAGUUGCGCAAAUUACAAGGAAGCCUACGUGGAUGCGCAAAAAUGAUUGCGAUGAACACGGGAAGAAAAAGGAAACUAACUGAAGAUCUUCCGGACACUCCUGAUGACAACCAAACAACCAGCACCAACAUGAGCCCACGCCGCAGUGUACGCAUUCGACGGAUGCCUGUUCGGUAUGGUUCAACUAUGCAGCCCCCAGCAACAUCCAAUGGGCAAAGGAACACGCGAGGACAGGGCCCUAAACCAAAAGGUCGAGCCGCCACUCGCAACAAAAGUCCAGACAACUCGCCACGGAUGUACAGUUCUGGUCAAGUGGAUCGAGCAUCAGGAUCAGUGCUUCCGGUCGCUCAUGAUAAUCGAACUUUGGAUCGGGAUUCGGCCCAAAAUCAAAUUGAUGCUCCUCAAGUCAUGACUGCCCCAGUUGCGCCAACUGCAAACAAGAUUGUCGUUUUUGGCACCACGCCUAAUGGAAAGACAAUGAUCCAAAUGACAAUCGACAUGAAGGUCGUGGUUGGUCAGUUGCUCAAAGGUUCGGAUCAACCGGUGGAAUUGGUUCCCAAGAAGAUUGUGGUUGCCGGACAGGAAUGUACAGUUGACUCCAAGUCGAAGAACGACUAAAGGUCCCUCUGAAUGUGUGUUAAAUAAACU